CCACAUGUCAGCAGGUUCAGUUCAGAUGCCAAAGACUUUCUUGCAUGAUAAGAAGCUGCUUUAGUUACUCUCGUUUUAACGACGCCGUUUGGAAGAAGAGAUGGCGCUGAUGGGAGUUCAGCUUGUGGUCAGCUUACUGGCCGCCUGCAUAAUGCAGAGGAUGGCUCCACAUUGCUCAUUUGCACGCUGGCUCCUCUGCAACGGCAGUUUGUUGCGAUUCAAACACCCUUCAGAGGGAGAGCUGUGUGCCCUGGCAGGAAAGCAGAUGCCCAAACAAAACAGGAGAGACAGGCGGCAGAAUGGGGAGAAUAAACCGCUCACUGUGCCCAAAGACAUUGACCUUCACCUGGAGAAAGCACCAGUCAACGUCAUUGACGCUCUCGUGCUGCGCUUUUUCCUGGAGUACCAGUGGCUUGUAGAUUUUGCAGUCUAUGCAACCGGAGUUUUCCUCUUCACUGAGUGUUACUAUAGUGUGGUAGAUGCCAGCAAAGAGGUUAAUAUUGGAGCCAUCUGGUGUGUCCUGACUGUUCUCUUCUGUCUAAAGACCCUUCACACCCUAAUGAGCCACUACUUCCGCUCUGAGGAGGGUGGUGAGCGCUCAGUGUGCCUUGCCUUUGGUUUUCUGUGUCUGCUUGUGGCCAUGUUAGUGUUGGUUGUCAGAGAGGACUACCUGGAGUUCGGCCUAGAGCCGGGUUUUUCCAGCCUCUUUGACAACUUGGAAAUCUUUGUCAAAGAGCAGGGCUACGCUGACUGGUCAAUCCCAGUGACUAAGCUGACAGUGAAGCUUGGUUUGGCUGCUGUCUGUGCCUACAUCGGAGCUCUCUUGGCCUUCCCUGGACUGCGGCUGGCUCAAACUCACCUAGAUGCGGUACAGAUGAACUCAGACCGUCCUCUCAUCCAGAUUCUGCUGCAUAUGGGUUUUCUGUCUCCAGUCAUUGUGUUGGUUUUGUGGGUGAAACCCAUUGCAAGAGACUUCCUGGCCAAUGCACCUAUGGGAAAGACUUCUGUUACUCUAGUAUCCAGUGAAGCAUUUGACAGCAUGCGUCUUUGGAUCAUCGUGGUGUCGUGUGUGCUGCGGCUGGGUCUCACCCGUUAUCACCUCCAGGCCUACCUCAACCUAGCUCAAAAAUGGGUAGAGCAGAUGAAAAAGGAGGCAGGACGUAUUGCUGCAAUUGACAUCCAACGAAAGGUUACACGUGUGUUUUGCUACCUGACAGUAGUUAGUCUUCAGUAUCUGAUUCCAAUUCUGCUCAUCCUAUUCUCAACACUGUCACUUAAGGCACUGGGGGACUUCUCCUGGAGUACAGGUGCCCAGGAUACCCCUGGUGUGACACCAGCAAUCAUCAUGCCCACAGCUGCACCUGUCCUGUCUGGAGCUCUAGAUGAAGAUGAAGAAGGGAUGGAGGACAUGGAGGAAGACAUCCAAGCUACAGUAGCUCGACUGUCAGAGACUUUCACAGCGCUGCGAUCUGUCCUCACACCGCUUUUCUACAGAGGGUUUUUUGCCUUUCUCACCUGGUGGGUGGCUGCCUGCCAGGUCAUAAGCUCUCUGUUUGGCAUCUACUUCCAUCAGUACCUUAUGCAAAACUAACUAAGGAAAAUGGAGUGCCAUACUUCUAUACAUCCAGCAAUCAGCUCACAUUAUGCUGUUGCACAGGAUGCCUGCAGACAGCAGAGGGGACAUUUCAUUAAAAUAGAACUACAGCUGGAUUGCACCAUCUUUCUGGUUGUAACUGAUCAAGGUUGGAUGCUGUCUGUUGCAAUAUUUACUACUUUUUGACCUUGUAACUUUUUGAGACCAGCAGGACUCUGGCAUUAGUAACACACAAAUAUACAGAAAGAAACUGAGUGGGGUCUGCAUCACAAACCGCCUUAACAUGUAUCACAAUGCUAAUUCUAAAUUGGCUCAGUAAAAUCUGGGUUUAAUUGGCCCAGAAGGUGGCACCAUAUACCGAUACUGAUGAUAGCUGUGAUAAUUCAAAUGAAGAAAAUUAUAUUGCAUUAAAAAAAUAUGUCAGCGCAGGUGUUAUUACAGCCUUAUAGUGCAGUGUUUCUACACACUGGUUAACGCAAAAGUAGUUGUCAGACAUUGGGGCAGUCCCUGCUGGUGGGGUGCAGAGCCACUGCAGGUGGGGCGCAUACGACAAAGUGAAAAAUAUGAAGUGAAACUUAACGCCAUUUUU
This is a messenger RNA of Pelmatolapia mariae (spotted tilapia), 2183 nucleotides long. RefSeq names its product transmembrane protein 161A (gene tmem161a). The transcript has 11 exons. Lineage: Eukaryota; Metazoa; Chordata; Actinopteri; Cichliformes; Cichlidae. The record is from RefSeq and is a predicted model, not a curated record. The coding region runs from base 101 to 1591 and encodes 496 amino acids.